AUGAGAGUGUUUGUUGGACUGCUCUGGUCGCUGCUGGUCUGGGCUGAAUGCUGUCGGGCGGACACACCGGCGAACUGCACGUACGAAGACCUGCUGGGCACAUGGCUCUUUCAAGUGUCUGAAGGAGGCCCAGAGCAGAACAUGAGCUGCUCCACUGAGGGUGUUGGAGAAAGCACAGCCACAGUGACCCUGGAAAAGCUGUCUGUCGCCACUGAUGACUUGGGCAACACUGGCUUCUUCACCCUCGUCUACAACCAAGGAUUUGAGGUGGUGCUUGGCGGAUACAAAUGGUUUGGAUUUUUCAAGUAUUCUGAGGAUGGCUCCCAGGUAACCAGUUUCUGUGAUCGGACCCAGCCUGGAUGGGUUCAUGAUGUUUUGGGAAACAACUGGGCCUGUUUUGUGGGAAAGAAAUUGAAAGCAGUGCCACCUCGAAGUGACGUCAAACCCAUGCUCAACAGCAAGCAUAGAGAGAGCUCCUACAAGCACAAUCUAGACUUCAUUGAUGCAAUCAACUCUGUUCAAAGCCUUUGGAAAGCUCAGCCGUAUUCCGAACAUGAAACCUACAGUCUGUUAGAGCUGCACUACAGAGCUGGAGGUCCUGCGUCCAGGAUUCCUGCACGUGUCCGUCCAGCACCUGUGACCAGUGACUUGGCCAAGAUGGCAGCUGCUCUACCCGCACACUGGGACUGGAGGAACGUCAAUGGAGUCAACUUUGUCAGCCCUGUGAGAAACCAAGCAUCGUGUGGAAGUUGCUACUCGUUUGCUUCAAUGGGAAUGCUCGAGGCACGAAUCCGAAUUUUGACGAACAACAGCCUGACCCCCACCCUCAGCCCUCAACAGAUUGUAUCCUGCUCCAAAUACUCCCAAGGUUGUGAUGGUGGAUUUCCAUAUCUGAUUGGGAAGUAUGCACAGGACUUUGGCGUGGUGGAUGAAUCAUGCUUUCCAUAUGUUGCCAAAGACACCCCCUGUGGCCUUUCUCAGAAAUGCGGCCGCACUUACACUGCACAAUACAACUAUGUCGGUGGAUUUUAUGGGGCAUGCAGUGAAGCAGCCAUGAUGUUGGAUCUUGUUAAGAAUGGACCCAUGGCAGUGGCCUUCGAGGUGUAUUCCGACUUCAUGCACUACAAAGAAGGCAUCUACCACCACACUGGUCUCACGGACACAGUCAAUCCUUUUGAGCUGACCAACCAUGCUGUCCUUCUGGUGGGUUAUGGCCGCUGUCACAUGACUGGACAGAAGUACUGGAUUGUCAAGAAUAGCUGGGGCACUGGCUGGGGAGAGGAGGGCUACUUCCGCAUCCGCAGGGGGAGUGACGAGUGUUCCAUUGAGAGCAUUGCUGUAGCAGCCAGUCCCAUCCCAAAACUGUGGUAG
Knipowitschia caucasica is the source of this 1371-nucleotide messenger RNA. The record is from the annotation of a GenBank genome assembly. Lineage: Eukaryota; Metazoa; Chordata; Actinopteri; Gobiiformes; Gobiidae.